Messenger RNA from Bactrocera oleae (olive fruit fly), 3934 nucleotides. Lineage: Eukaryota; Metazoa; Arthropoda; Insecta; Diptera; Tephritidae. The record is from RefSeq and is a predicted model, not a curated record.
UUCCACAAAUUUACCUAUACUGUAAUCCACGAUAAAACAGAAUACACUCUUAUCAAAACAAUAUGUACAACUAAAACGUUUAAAAGAAUCCAACAUGUGAAAUUGUUUAAAUGAUGUUGAAGGGAUUUGUAAAGAGUUUAAAAGAAUCAGUUGUGAUAUAUCAAAGUGUAAUUCAUUUAAAAUAUAAAAUAGAAAAUGUUUGUUACGUCUGAUUCGGAAAAAAAGUGUUUCUUGGAGCAUACCAAAGCUGCUAGAGAGGAGCGGGCAUACGAAAAACGUCGGGAAGAGGCAGCUGUAAGAAUACAAGCACAAUGGAAAGGAUACGUAAUUCGUAGACAGUAUUACAAUAAGAUACUCUAUGACUUUGAUAAUAUAUUCAUAACGGAAAAUAACGACUUGGACGUAGAUCUUUUACCAGCAAAUACUGUGUAUCCGGUUGUUCGGCGCUUCCUCACAUAUUUUGAAUGUAAAAAUGGAACACCCCCCGUUGUGAAACCAUCACGGGAGAAGUUUGAAUGUUUAUGUCGUUAUUUAAACAAAGCCAUGGAAUCGGAAUCACCAAAAUUGUCGUACGCUGCUCUUUGUCUGCACAAAGAUAAGAGCUUGCCUUGGUUGGCACAUAUCAAAUCAUUAUUGACCUUAUGCUGUUUAAUGCUGGGCGAUAUUAAACCAGAAAAUCAUACCGACAGCAUUUCCUUGGCUCUGUAUUUGCAUACUUUAAUCGUUUUCACUUCACCAAAGUCGUGGGGUAUUCUGCGCAAUAAACAAUUCGAAAAAAUGCAACCAGCAUUUCAGAAAAUAUGCUGCAAUAUUCAGGGAAAAUUAGUACAAAAUAAUUUUUUCAAAACUAUGCGCACAAUCCUAUUAAAAGGCACAGCACGGGAGGAUCUUUCCAUUAAACCCGUUUCGCUUAAAGCUAUAAUGACGCUUUCCACCCGACCGCUUAUCGAUGGGAGCUUUAGUCGUAAUUUGUUGACGUAUUUUUUCGCGGAAAUUUUAUCCGUUCCAGCACUGGUGUUUCAUUUGAAUAUUGUUACACCACAGUGUUUGGAAAAUCUCACCAACAUGCAUGUCCUCAAGCGAUUUGUUCAAUCAGCAGAAGAUUGUAAUUGGUUUUCAGAAUUUACAAACCAUAUGCCUGGCACUAAAUUGCUUGCAUUGUUGGGAAAUGUUGUAAAUCUUUUUACAAUCGAAAGCUUCAUAGAAGCAAAGGAGCUGGCAUAUCCACUUUUCACGAAUGCAACCACUAUACUUCUCGAAAAUAUUCCUAACACGGUAUCAAGUAAAGGAGUAUUCACGCAAUGGCAUGAACUACUUGGAUGGCAUACACCCUCGUUAGAUUCAGCACAAAACCAAAAUGUAGCACUGAUUAAAAAACAAUUUCAUUUGUUAUGGGGUCAUCGAUGUAUCAAAGUUUUGUUGGCUGAUUUGCUUAGGGAUAUUAAUGCUACUUAUGAACGCAUAGAAUUCCAGCCACCGGUACAAGCCUCCACAAGCAACAUACUUCGUCGGGCGUUGGACCGCGGAUCAGCUCGUGGCACUUUUAUCAGAGGUAAUAGAACGUGGCGUACACUCGAUUGUACCGAAGUGGAGCAAGUGUCUCGGGUAUGUGCCAUGUUUUAUGCGGCAUUAAACACGCUUUCACAACUUCGCCUUGAUAUUUUAACAGGUAUUUGUUACAAUGAUAAUGUUUUGUACGAUCUUUGGCUACUUCUCACAUCACUGGGACCGAAUUGUGGUAUGAAGGAGUUUAUGGAGUUAUUAAAGCAAGACAACGUUUUACAAAAAUCCCAGGUCACAAUGCUUAUGCUCUUUUGCGAUAGUAUGACCCAUUAUGUUACGUAUGUAAAAUAUGAAUUGAAAUUACAAGAAUUUAAAUACAUAAUAUGUGCAUGUAUGUUUUCUAGUAUUUUAGAUGAGUAUGAAAUGUAUACAGAACAAAAGCCAUUUCUCCUCAAUGACUUCAUCAUGCUUACUUAUUUUCUCAACAAUAUACUCUACAAACUUAUCAACGAGAAUUUACUUGGUACGAAAAAUGUCACCCAAUGUCCGGUAUUUGUGUCUCUGCAUACGUUGCUGUUAUGUUUGUACCGACGUGAUUGCCGCCGAGCAUUUGCGCCAAAUAAUCACUGGCUAAUUCCCGAAGUAAAACCCUCUGCGUUUAUUAGUGAUUUGGAGAAAGCCAAAAGGCACGCAGUGAUUUUGUUACAGAAAAUGCCUCAUAUCAUACCCCAUGAAGAUCGUGUCAAAUUGUUUCGGAAAUUCGUGCAAAACGAAAAGGCUGUCAUGGGUCUAACGGAGAGUGCGUGCGCAUCACCACGAUCUGCUUUAAUCGUCGUUCAUCGUGACCGAAUUGUGGAGGAUGGUUAUCGACAGUUAGCUGCGCUUAGGCCUCAUGCACUAAAAGGCGUGAUUCGUGUGCGUUUUAUUAAUCAACAAGGUUUACACGAGGCUGGUAUUGAUCAAGACGGCGUUUUCAAAGAGUUUUUAGAGGAAACUAUUAAGAAAGUAUUUGAUCCAUCGCUGAAUUUAUUUAAAACAACCACAGAUCAGCGCUUAUAUCCUUCGCCAAUAUCAUAUGUGCAGGACAAUCAUUUACAAUUAUUUGAGUUUGUGGGUCGAAUGUUGGGAAAAGCAGUAUAUGAAGGUAUAGUUGUGGAUGUUCCAUUCGCUUCCUUCUUUCUCUCCCAGCUCUUAGGACAAACACAUCAGGCGUUGUACUCUUGCAUGGAUGAGCUGCCCUCAUUAGACAAUGAGCUCUAUCGCAGUCUUACAUUCAUUAAGCACUAUAAACAAGACGUGGCUGACUUGAAUUUAACAUUUUCGGUAGAUCAAGAUGUAAUGGGAAAGAUUGUUACACAUGAAUUACAUCCAGGGGGAAAAGCUCGUGCUGUUACUGACAGCAAUAAGUUGGUAUAUAUACAUUAUAUGGCCUAUUUCCAUAUGAACACGCAAAUACGGGAACAAACACAGGCUUUUAAUCGUGGAUUUCGUAGUAUCGUCAAUCCAGAAUGGUUAUCCCUAUUUUCACCUCCGGAAUUACAGCGGCUCAUAUCUGGCGAUACUGUGCCACUAGAUUUGCGAGAUCUACGAAAACAUACGCAGUAUUAUGGAGGAUUUCAUGAUUCACACCGUGUUGUUGGUUGGUUAUGGGAUAUCUUGGCUAAAGAUUUUACGGAAGAAGAGCGCAAACUGUUUCUUAAGUUUGUAACUAGUUGUUCCAAACCACCUUUACUUGGAUUUGCGAAUCUCGAACCACCUUUUUCUAUUCGUUGUGUUGAAGUUAGUGAUGACGAAGAUACUGGUGACACUAUAGGUAGUGUUAUACGUGGAUUCUUCACCAUACGUAAGAAAGACCCCCUCAAUCGCUUACCGACAUCAUCAACCUGCUUUAAUUUAUUGAAGUUGCCAAACUACCAAAAGAAGUCCACGUUGCGCGACAAAUUACGUUACGCCGUUAGCAGCAAUACCGGAUUUGAGUUGUCCUAAAUUUAUAAACUGAAGUUAACUUCUAAAUUAAAUAUGCAACUAAACUGUAUCUUCAUAAAUAUUUACACCAAUAUAAAUUGCAUAUAUGUAUGUAAGUAUGCAAUGAUUUUGAAGAGCGCUUCGAUUCGCUGCAAUAAUAAGAUAAGGUUCAAUUGAAAUUUUUAUUAUAUUCACCUUAUGCGUGUAUAUGUAUAUAUACUUGUAGUAUCUGAUAAAAUUCAAAGGUCAACCUAUAAGUUUUACUUUUUGAAUAAUAUCUUGCUGAAACAAUUCUUAAUUCGAUAUGAAUCCGGAUCUGGAUCCGCCGCAGUUACGUUAUCCAAAGGUAUAAGGAAGGGAAGAAUUUUUACUCACACAAGGCGGAGAUGUCCCUAGUUGGAUGAUCAACAGUUUGGCGGCAAUUACUCAGUGAAAUUUCGCUUUUGAAACUUAUACCCGGUAUUCA